GAUAUCUUUCCACCCCUUAGGCAGUAGUUAGCUUCUCACAUGAACUUCUUACGUGAAUUUUGGAAUUAAACAAAGUUUAGCCAUAAAGAGUUUUCUCAGAUGGACACAGUCUUCUGAAUUUCUUCAUUCUGCACUUUUGCUGCCAAAGGAUUUACAAGAUGUCUGGAGAUCACAUUAACGGGAGCGAUACAGACUACGAUUCUUUCAUUCUAGAACUUCAAAGCAUAGACAAUACAAGCAGUAAGCAGUACAAAAAUGAGAUCAGGAUGACCUAUUUCAGUACAUAUUGUAUUGUUCUCAUCCUGGGUGUCACCCUCAACUUCACCGUCAUUGUCAUCAGCUGCCGGACAUACAAGCGUUUUCAGGAGGUUGCCAUAUGGAUUAUGGCGUUGGCUGUAACACAUUUAGUCUCCUGUACAUCUGUUGUGUUUCAGCUCCUGUAUGCUUACAAUUACUUUGAAUGGAAUUACGGAACUACAAGCUGCAAGCUGUCAUCCUAUAUCACCUACGGCAGUAUGUUCUUCACGGCAACCAUGCUGAGUCUCUGGAGCAUUAAAUCUGUUUAUUUAAAGAGCGCGUGCACAAAAAAGUGCAAGAAUUGUAACAUUAUUCUGAUUUCACUCUCCUGGACCAUUGCAGCAGUCUUGGCAUGUCCUUCGCUGUUUUCCAGAGAGGUUCGAUAUUUUCAGUGCAUUGAUGACUAUGACUUCGACAAAACCAAAACAACUCAAGACGGCAUUACAAGGCUGAAGGCUGUCGUUGUCAUGCGAUUUCUCCUCGGGCUAUUGGUGCCAGCUUUGAUAAUGUUUCUCAGCUGCUGUAUGGCAUCAUCUCACAAAUUAUGUAAACAAUGCAAGAAGCAGGCACAGAUUAUCUGUGCUCUAAAGAUUGCAUACUUUGUGUGCUGGGGCCCUCAAAUCUUCUUAACUAUGCUUCAAGCCACUGUAAGCGGCAGCCUGGGUGCAGAUAUGUCAAAAUAUGGACUUCCAGCAGCUACCGUACUGGCCACAACCCACCUCUUUACCAGCCCACUCAUCUAUAUGUUACUGGGAUGCAGUGUUAAAAUGAAGUGGAUGGGGCAUGACCCAGAACAUAUUCGUAAUCACAAUGAUGAGAGGGAAAUGAUGCCCUUAGGUACCUCGAAGUAGAAGCAGUAGAAAAAUAUAGUUGUAGCACAUACAAGCAAGGAAUGUGAACUAUACUGACUGUCUAUAAAAACUGGGUUGUAUAUACUGAAACUGAAAAGUGGCCUGUUUCUUUUAACUUUUAUCCAAACUCUGAAAUGUCAAAACCAAGAUUCGCGUUCCGGGGGGCAGAAAUACGAAGGGGCCUCCCCAAAAAAGCCCAUGUGAGAGUGAUAUGAGUGCUUGAAAACAAAAUUCCACUAGAAAGUGAGCAGACAGUGAGCAGUCUUUCCGCAGCCAAAUACUUUCAAAGGCUCGCACGCGCGUCUGUGCGCGAGAAAGAACCCGUGUACAUAUAUAUAUUUUUUUUUUAUCAAAAAUGAAGUUAUAGAAAUAAUGUUGUCAAUAACUUGCUAUAGCCUAUCUAUGUUAAAUGUACUAAAAAUCAUUAAGAAGCUGAACAUGGACUGUCAUUUUUAAAGUGGGUUUCUGAAACUGUUGCAUGCAGUAAUGUAAGUAGUACAGAAUUUUAAAUGAGUCAUAUUGGUUUUCUGAAAAAACGUCCCCCCCAGGGACUUUAAUAUGAAUAAGAUAUGCUAGAAUAACCAUUGCUACGGAACACUAUUAGCCCAAUAUAUAUUUCCUGUUGUAUAUAUGAAUAAAGCUUAUAUAGCAACUUUAUGACUUUAUAUUUAUGUAUAAACUUUAUGUUUGUGUAUAAACAUUGUUUGUCAAAACAUGUUUAUGGUGUAAUUAAUAUAAUACAAAUGAAUAUAUUAUAUUAUGUUUUUGUUUUGUUUGUUUAAUGAGUAAUAAUGAGAAAAUUGGGCUUCAUUUAUGAAACAUGAUCAGAUUUUGUGUAAGAGAUUAAUAAGAGGAUUACAUGAAUGAGGCCCAUGAUGCAAGAAGCAGACAGAGCAACUGACACCAUGCAUGGUGUACUGCAUGCAGUAGCUCUAAUCAUGCAUGAAAAACAAAAUGUUUUAUAUGUAACAUUUACAUUAUAGCUGGCAUAUGCUAAUUAUAUAUGAGUAACUGCAAAAAGUAGGUUUUGACUGGCACAACUGCACCGUGAAUGUGUUCUGCGGUGAGCACAAAAUUUCCUGUCAAGGCUGAACUGUUAAUUUUAGCUUGUGGUUUAUGUUUGUGGUUUGUAAGACAAAGCUGAAUUUGUACUUUAAGGGUAAUAUGGUAAGCCAAAUUGUUUUCUUGCCUUUUAUCACUUUUAUUAUCACUUUAUUCUUUUUUUAAAUACAUUAAAACAUCUAUCUCCCUGUU
This is a messenger RNA of Ctenopharyngodon idella (grass carp), 2402 nucleotides long. RefSeq names its product chemerin-like receptor 1. Gene Ontology annotation, biological process: positive regulation of cytosolic calcium ion concentration; chemotaxis; positive regulation of macrophage chemotaxis. Gene Ontology annotation, molecular function: G protein-coupled receptor activity; complement receptor activity. The transcript is spliced from 3 exons. NCBI's taxonomy places the organism in Eukaryota, Metazoa, Chordata, Actinopteri, Cypriniformes, Xenocyprididae. The record is from RefSeq and is a predicted model, not a curated record. Bases 159 to 1148 code for a protein of 329 amino acids. Gene Ontology annotation, cellular component: plasma membrane.